CUCGGGAGGCUGGAGGUUGGAGUGUCAUUUCAAUGUUAAAGUAUAACAGGUUAUAAGUCAGCCUCGGCGCAUAGCUGUUGUCAGUUAAAACCGUUCCCGGUGAGACGUCGGGCUGUGGAGACCUGACUACAGUUUAUAACGAAGUUUGACCAUCAAGUUGAUAACUUGUCGUUUGCUUUUGUACGCACUUUUUGAGAGUAAUUUCUGCUCACAUCCUUGUAAAAGGAAAAACGGUGUCCACAGAUUUCCCUCCAGCUGCCAGCCUGGGGUUCUAUGUAAAAGCUGAGAGGACAACCUUCACCUCCAGAGACAUGUCACGACAGAUGGGAAACGGCCAUCGAAGGUUUCUACAAGCCAUGAUGUCCAACUGCAUCAUCGAUGAGCAGGGCGCAAAGGCCCUCCACCAGUACUGUUGUGAAACGCAUAGUGCACAUUUUGCUCCUGACAAAUUGGAUGAUUUCAUUGAUGUCAUCAACUCAAAGUUACAGCCAAUGUUUAUGCAAAUUAGAAAAGGGAUGUCUGAGGACAAUGGCCACCAGUACUACGUCUUGGUGAAUAUGGCUGAAACUGAAGUCACUAGAAUGUCAUCAAAUUAUGCCGACAAUGAACUGGAGUUGUUCAGAAAAACAAUGGACCUGAUCGUUAACUCUGAGAACGGCAAAGCCUCCUCCACCGAUAUUCUGAACAGCACAGACAGCAUGACCAGCAAAAAGCUGAAAAAGAGCGAAACGGAGAACCUGCUGAGCCGACUUGUAAACGACAAAUGGUUCUGUGAGAAAGGGGGAGAGUACACUCUGUCCACGCGAUGUAUCAUAGAGAUGGAGCCGUACAUCCGUGCAAUGUAUCAAGACCAGGUCAAAGUGUGCCACAUCUGUCACAACGUUGCUUUCCAGUGCCAGAUUUGUGAGAAUCCCGUAUGUGGCAUAAAAAUACACAAUCCAUGUGUGGCCAGAUAUUUCAAAGGAAGAACGGAGCCACGAUGUCCAGCUUGUGAGGACUUCUGGCCGCAUGAAAUCCCCGAAAUCCAAAGGGCAACCUCAUCUCAGUCUAGGAGAUGAGGACUUCAGCAUUGAACGUUAAUGAAUUUGCUCAGUUUUUUUUAACACAAUUUUAUAACAGUCAAGAAUUGAUUAUUGUUAUAUUUGUUAUAUCUUCAGUGUUUUGACAUAAAUAAAAUUGAUUUAGCUUCA
Messenger RNA from Cololabis saira (Pacific saury), 1190 nucleotides. It is a transcript of the gene nsmce1, whose product is annotated as NSE1 homolog, SMC5-SMC6 complex component. Gene Ontology annotation, cellular component: Smc5-Smc6 complex; nucleus. The transcript is spliced from 9 exons. The record is from RefSeq and is a predicted model, not a curated record. Gene Ontology annotation, molecular function: ubiquitin-protein transferase activity. NCBI's taxonomy places the organism in Eukaryota, Metazoa, Chordata, Actinopteri, Beloniformes, Belonidae. Gene Ontology annotation, biological process: DNA damage tolerance; double-strand break repair via homologous recombination. Bases 312 to 1058 code for a protein of 248 amino acids.